Molecule: messenger RNA, 1530 nt
Organism: Penicillium brevicompactum
Lineage: Eukaryota; Fungi; Ascomycota; Eurotiomycetes; Eurotiales; Aspergillaceae
Exons: 5
Coding region: 1-1530 (509 amino acids)
Source: RefSeq, a predicted model, not a curated record
AUGCCGGCCCCAAUCAGACAGUGGCCUGCCUUGGCCGAGUACAUCUACGCUGGCGCGAAGGCAGCCGCAGAUCCUGAGUUCCUGGCGGUCAAGGAAGCUAUAAUUGAAGACUGGGGCGCUGAAGCUCUUCGUAAAAGUUGGGCCAAGGUGUGCAAGGACCUACAAAAAAUUACCGACGAGAUAGCGGAGAAGGACAAUACUAUUAUACCUGUGUUUGACAGUACACAGAUCAUCGAGAAAGGCUUUACUAAUGCCCGACGGGAUGAAAUGAAGCGUAUCGGCACGUUCGUCUGCAGAGAGUCUUUUCUGGAAGAGGACACAAACAAACUCUACAACGACCUCAAGCAUUUUCUCGCCGACAACGAAGGGUCCAUCAAAGGCUGGCCUAAGGAGAGCCCAUCCAUGCUCCUCCUGUACAAUUCGCCAUCCCAGAACGCCCUCCGCGAGACCACCUCCGAUUCUCUCGUCUACCUGGACGGCGUUCGCGACCGCGCUCCAGGACAACCAUUCCCCGGAUUGGGCGCUCAUGUGGACGCCGGCAGCCUCUGUCGCUGGGCCGACCCGAGAUACCGGAAAGUGUACGAGAGCAUUUUCUCAGGAGAGCCAGAAAGCUUUGAUCCAUAUGACCUGAGUGUGGGCAAAGAAGCCAAUCAGGCCUUAUACGAGGGCAUGGCACACUCAAAGGUGCUACGUACCUUCCAAGGCUGGACUUCUCUAACACCUAAGGCUCCGCGGGAAAGCACCAUUAUGUUAUAUCCAAAUGUCAAAAACGUCAUAGCUUAUAUACUGUUGCGACCAAUCUUCAGACCGCCGGUGGGCCAGGAGGCGGACAUUAUGGAUGCUGAAAAGUGGACGAUUGAUGACUCAACAGGCUGGUUUCCGGGAACUUUCAAAGCAGAGAGCCAGCGCCUCAGCCGGUCUUCGCAUCCUCAUCUCAGGUUGGAGGAGUGUUUAGUGGUCGCUCCGCCAGUUAAGGCAGGAAACACCAUUUGGUGGCACUGUGAUGUCUGUCAUGCUGUGGACACGGAACACCUAGGGAAGAAUAACGCGUCCGUGGCCUUCAUAGCCUCAUGUCCGACGACGCAGGUCAAUAAAGACUACAUCAAAAAGCAGCUCAUCUGCACACUUGAGGGUCGCCCGGCCCCAGACUAUUCGGAAGGUAAUGACCUUGAGGAAACCAAGUUGAACGGAUAUGUCGGGUUAGACGGACUUGGUACAGAUGUCCGCAGAGCAUUUGGGUUUGGGUUGCUAGAAAGGUCGCAAUAUCCGAGGGAGCAGCCGCAGGCCGAGGGCACUGUGGACCGCUUCGUAAUAUUCCUCCGCGUCGGUCACUCCGUGGAGAAGGACCAAUGUGAGGUCGUAGCGCUGCCACCUGAUCCAAGGGUGCGCAAGCUCGAGCUGUUGCAACUUUUCAUCUUUGAGAUCGGUUUCCGGCUGAAGAAGGCGGGGGAGGCCGUCAAUCACUUCUACCAACUGCUCAUCGACCGUUUUGACGGCCUCUACUGUCUCAUCAAGGGAUCCGGAACCUGA